GCUGAAGAGACGUCACUCACCCUAGAAAGUUAAAGCCCCUUACAGCUGGAACCUAAAGAUGAACAUCUAGAACACCAGAUCCAGUGAGAAGGGAGUGUUUAUAAAUACUGCAUGUGCUUGCUUCAGAAAAAGCCUGCUACGCAGCAGCUACAGCAUAACAACAUGGUUCUCAGUGGAACUCUCAGUGCAGUCCUGCUCUGUUCUCUCUCUCUCUGUCUGAGAGGAACCGAAACUGUAGAUGUGGACCAGAAUGCUCUGGCUCGCAUCAUCAGUAAACUUCAGAAAGAGUACUGUCCAAAGCAAGGAGAUCAGUUUGCAGUGGCCAUCAAUGUCCCAGCUCGUUACUGCAGUGCAGGCUCUAAUCUCGAUGACGGCAGUUUCCUUAAAAAUGACAAACCAGAUGCUGCGAAAAGGGACAUGAACGGUGUUAACAAGCUGUAUCAAGGAAAGGAGCUGAUUGGUGCGUCGCGAAAAUCAGGCAACAAAAAAGGGUUCUUCCACUCAGAGUACCUUCUCCUCAGGGAACCAGAUCCAGAACACUCCCCCAUGAAGAACCUCCUGAACAAAAACAAAGACGGCUGUGUGAUCUUCUACACCUACAACUCCCCCUGUAUCGGUACCUGCUUAUACGAGGAAGGAGAUAGUAACAUUCUCGAUGCACUUUAUAUUUUUACUGGGCACCAAGGACCAAAAGCUUUUGUCUACAACCGGAUAUUUAAGCGUGAUAGGACUAACUAUGAUCUAAAGGAAUACCUAAAAAAAAUAAACGAAGUGCCGCUCUAUCGUUGUUAUCCUGUCCAUAAACCUGACCAUUCCCCUAUGCCCGGCCAUUCCCGUGAUCGUGACCGUUCCCCUCAGCCUGGCCAUUCCCAUGAUCGUGACCGUUCCCGUAGCCCUCUGUCCCGUAGCUCUGACAGUGACCCUUAUGAGUGUCAUGCUUGCAUCCGUUUAGGCGAAGUAGCUGAACAGUGUAUCGAUAUAAACGUAUAAUCUGGAGAGGAUGAUUAACGUCUCCUACUGUGCUUAAACCCUGAAACUCAACAGAUAUUUACACUAAGAGCAUUUACACUUUACACUUAGAGCAUUUACACUUAGACCAUUUACACUUUACACUUAUUUAGUUAAAUGUGUUGAAGUCAAUCAGAAAAACUGUAGUGAUCAUUACUGAUAAAUAAAGUCCUGAAAAAGCAUCAA
Molecule: messenger RNA, 1194 nt
Organism: Pygocentrus nattereri (red-bellied piranha)
Lineage: Eukaryota; Metazoa; Chordata; Actinopteri; Characiformes; Serrasalmidae
Exons: 4
Coding region: 112-990 (292 amino acids)
Source: RefSeq, a predicted model, not a curated record